GGCUGCGCCUGAAUACGACAAGCGGCCUCGAGGCGCUGUUCGCGCACGAACUCUUCAGUCUUUUUGCUUCCCAUUUUGUACCGUACAGUACGUCCACCGAAGUACUGACGUUUCGCUGUGCCAUCGCAUGGCCGACGUGUGCAUUCCGAGGUUCACUUUCGCGUGGUACCCGCUGUGUCACAAGUAUCACUUUUAAAACGUAACACUUGUGGCAAACAUCAACAUACUGAUCUCAAAAGAAAAAUUCCUAGAUCCGGCUUUCACGUCGACGUGGACCACCUUUCCAGGCUUUGUCCCGUUGGUGAUAAACGAUUAAUUUAGUAGCAACUCAUAAGCCGCGACCACGCGACACAACGCGCAGCUAUGUCCAACGAGGAGACUUCCGCCGACCGCAAUGUCGAAAUCUGGAAAAUCAAGAAACUUAUAAAAAGUCUCGAAAUGGCUAGAGGAAACGGGACUAGCAUGAUUUCACUAAUUAUCCCUCCAAAAGAUCAAAUAUCAAGAGUAAGCAAAAUGUUAGCAGAUGAAUUUGGUACAGCAUCAAAUAUCAAAUCUCGUGUAAAUAGAUUGUCUGUUUUGGGUGCAAUUACGUCUGUACAACAUAGGCUAAAACUAUAUACUAAAGUGCCUCCAAAUGGCCUGGUGAUAUAUUGUGGUACGAUCGUAACAGAAGAAGGAAAAGAAAAGAAAGUUAAUAUUGAUUUUGAACCUUUUAAGCCUAUUAAUACUUCUCUUUAUCUUUGUGAUAAUAAGUUUCAUACUGAGGCACUUACAGCAUUACUUGCUGAUGAUAACAAAUUUGGUUUUAUUGUCAUGGAUGGUAAUGGAGCAUUGUUUGGUACACUACAAGGAAAUACUCGCGAAGUUCUACAUAAAUUUACAGUAGAUCUUCCCAAAAAGCAUGGCAGAGGAGGACAGUCAGCACUUCGUUUUGCUCGGUUGCGUAUGGAAAAACGACACAAUUAUGUUCGAAAAGUCGCAGAAGUAGCUACGCAAUUAUAUAUUACUAAUGAUAAACCUAAUAUUGCUGGCUUAAUUUUAGCGGGUAGUGCUGAUUUUAAAACAGAACUUAGUCAAUCAGAUAUGUUUGAUCCAAGAUUACAAGCAAAAGUUAUAAAAUUAGUAGAUGUUUCAUAUGGUGGUGAAAAUGGUUUUAAUCAAGCUAUUGAAUUAGCUGCUGAAUCUUUGCAAAAUGUAAAAUUUAUCCAGGAAAAAAAAUUAAUUGGUCGUUAUUUCGAUGAAAUUUCGCAAGAUACAGGAAAAUAUUGUUUUGGUGUAGAAGAUACUUUAAGAGCAUUAGAAUUAGGUAGUGUAGAAACUCUCAUUUGCUGGGAGAAUUUAGACAUUCAACGAUAUGUUUUAAAAAAUCAUACAAAUGCAGAAGAAAAGGUUUUACAUCUAACACCAGAACAAGAAAAAGACAAAACUCAUUUUACUGAUAAAGAGAGUGGAGUAGAAUUAGAACUUGUAGAAUGUCAGCCUUUGCUUGAGUGGUUAGCAAACAAUUACAAGAGUUUUGGUGCCACUUUGGAAAUCAUUACAGAUAAAUCUCAAGAAGGUUCUCAAUUUGUAAGAGGUUUUGGUGGCAUUGGAGGAAUCCUCCGCUACAAAGUUGAUUUCCAGUCACUGCAGGCUGAUGAGCCUCUUGAUGAUGUUGACCUCGAUGAUUACUAAUUUCAUCUGUGAAAUACUCAAAGUUGACCAGCUUGCAUAUUGGGAAAGGUAUAUUGCGGUACAAAGUGGACUUUCAGAGUAUGCAGUUGGAAGAUGUUGAAGUUGAUACUUUUGAUCUGGAUGAUUAUUAAAUCUGUGACUCAACAGACAGUUAUUUUAGCUUCAGAGGAAAACAUAAGUAUAUGUUCUCCCUUGCAUCAUAUUUCAAGAGAGGCACAUAGAAGGACAUGUUUAUAAAAUUUAUUAUAUGAUGCAACACACACAUUAUGAAAUUAUUCAUUAGAUUUCAUUCAAGCAAUUCAUAGUCGAUACACAAAGGUGAAAAGCACAAGACGUGACGCGCCGAUAAUCCAUGUCCAUGAUGAAAAAAAGGCAACUCGAAGACUGUGACACUUAAUUAAGCCAGCUUGAUACCUGCCUAUCUCACACAACAUUAUCUUGUAUUACAGUUACAUUCUUUAAUUAUUCACAUGGAUUUAUUUAAAUAAUAAUUACACGCGUUACAGUGCUGAAUAUGUUUGUACAGUACACGGUUGGAGAUAUAUCAUAAUUUUGUAACAAAUUAAUGUUAUCAUCUCGUCGUAAAUUUUACAAUUGAGAAGAAGAAAAAAACGUAAAAAGAUACUCAAAUAGCAUGAGGAUGAAUGUAGCGUUAUUUUUGUUCAGAUACAAUCAUGGAUAAGCUGUAAUAAACUGAUUAUCAUGAACAUGAAGUUGCGUAUCGUGUAUUCUAUACCGAUUACUAAAUUCAUAUGAAUAAUGAAGAGUUCUGUAUAUAGACUUAAAUUUUUAAUGGCACUGUUGCCUUAGACAUAAGUUAAGAUCGCGUAAUAUCCCAGGAAAAUAAAAUCUUUCCGUCUCAUCGAGUGAUACACAUAUAAACAUAUAAGAAAUAAUUUUUCGUAUCUACAUUAACUUUGCUGGCUCUCGACUCUUAUAUUUUGUACACUCAUAAUUGUAUAUAACAAAUUCUCCGCAAGUGUAUCGAGAUAUAUCUUUUCGAUUGUUACAACGGUGCACUCUAUUAGUAAAGAAGUAUCUUCUGCAAUAUUUAAGUGGCAGUUAUUGAAAAUAUUACAAAAUUUAUUUUAACAUUGUUAAUUUAAAUUGCUUAUUCAUAUGAUGCCUUUGUAAUAAAUAAUAAUAUGUAUGUAUAAAUGUGAGAAGAAUGAAACGUGCAAUUUUGGUGAAGUAUCUUUUAUGAAAUAUCGCUGUAUAGUAAAGAAAGGUUUGCAAAUAUUGUGAAUCUUUUGGUGAAAAUAAUGUAUUGUUAAUUAAUAGUAUAAUUAGAUUAUUUAUACUAUUACAACGUAUGUGAUGCAGGGAUAAAGCUUUAUGAAAACUUCAUCAAAAUAGAACGUUCAACAAAAAUGACCUGGCUUAUGGUAUGUGCACAACGAAUUCUAAACAUGAUGGUUUAAAAGUAUUGUAUCUGUGUAUUGUCUUCAAGGCAGCGAAAUGUUGAAUGUCAGCUUAAUGUUUCUUUAAAUUUUUAUAUGUAAACAUUCUUUCAAUAGGAAUCUAGAUAAUUAUUUAUUACUAUAUCGGUGCGAUUAUUUCUUCUGUUUAGCAGAAGAUUAUUUUAAGUAUACAAGAUUUAGUUCUAUAAUAAUUCGGUAAAUGUCUGAAAGAGAUUAGGGAAAAUCUGCGUAAUAUUAAAUAAUCUUU
Apis florea (little honeybee) is the source of this 3342-nucleotide messenger RNA. RefSeq names its product eukaryotic release factor 1 (gene eRF1). The record is from RefSeq and is a predicted model, not a curated record. Lineage: Eukaryota; Metazoa; Arthropoda; Insecta; Hymenoptera; Apidae. Gene Ontology annotation, biological process: translational termination. Gene Ontology annotation, molecular function: translation release factor activity.